This is a messenger RNA of Rotaria sp. Silwood2, 681 nucleotides long. The record is from the annotation of a GenBank genome assembly. Lineage: Eukaryota; Metazoa; Rotifera; Eurotatoria; Philodinida; Philodinidae.
AUGAUUAUUGUCAUCGUUAUCACUCAUCAACAAUGUCGCAAUGUUAUUAACUUACUCGGAUGUAAUACAUGUGUGGCAGUUAGUUUCUAUUUGAUCAAUGCUAUUAUUACAUCUAUCUAUUCAUUUCGAGAAGAUUGGGCAUUUUAUGCACCUCAUUGCGUUUUUCGAGGUUACUGUUUGACGGCAGGUCUUGCUGUUAUAGGCUAUUCAUAUUCAAUUCAAGCAAUUUGUCGUCUAUUUUUCGCUGUUUUCUACAAACAUAAACAUCUUCAGACGUAUCGUACUCAUUGGAUUAUGAUAAUUAUCCAGUGGUUAAUUGGUCUUCUAGUACCAGUUGUACCUUUUUUCAUUAAAGAUUCUUACGAACUAGAAAAAGAAUCUCGCGCUUGUCGCUUGACAAGUCAUACACCUGCUGGCUCAUUAUAUGGUACUAUAACAAUAUAUGUUGUUCCAUUAAGUGCUGUAAUAAUUGUUUAUGAAAUAAUUUUUUACCGCGUUCGUCAAUCGACUCGUCGAGUUUGGGCUAUUGCACCAACUGUAAUUAGACUUCCUGCUAACAAUAAUGUUGCUGCACCUAAUAUGAAACGGAGUGGUGGAAAUGCAGCAAUAACAGCCGUCAUACCAAUAAUCAAAGUAGAAGAAAUGAUUAAUCAAACAUUUCGUAUAAUAGGAGAUACUUGA